AUGGGUGGAGGCAAGUUAAGAAAGGCAAUUGGAGCAGUCAAGGAUCAGACGAGCAUAAGCCUUGCUAAAGUAGGAAGUAGUGCUUCUUUGUCUGAUCUUGAUGUAGCCAUUGUUAAAUCCACCAGGCAUGAAGAAUUCCCUGCGGAUGAGAGAUACAUCAGGGAAAUAAUGAGCCUGACUUGCUAUUCUCGAGCCUUCGUGGGGGCUUGCGUUAGUACAAUCUCCCGGCGCCUUAGCAAGACGAAAAAUUGGGUGGUCGCGCUCAAGUCGUUGAUGUUGAUUCAACGGCUGCUCGCGGAGGGUGAUCCGGCUUACGAGCAAGAGAUAUUUUUCGCGACAAGGCGGGGGACUCGCCUUCUCAACAUGUCUGAUUUUCGUGACACUUCUAGGUCGGAUUCUUGGGAUUACUCUGCAUUCGUAAGAACUUACGCGUUGUACCUUGACGAGCAUCUCGAGUUUAGGAUGCAAGCCAGGAGAGGGAAGCGCAGCGCAUUUUCGUAUGAUCAAGAAGAAGAAGAAGUUGGUCAUAAUGCAAUUGUUGUAAGGACUACACCUGUGAGAGAAAUGAAAAAUGAACAUAUUUUUUCCAGGGUUCAUCAUCUAAUGCAAAUUCUAGAGCGAUUUUUAGCAUGUCGUCCUACAGGUAACGCGAGGAACAAUAGGAUCGUGAUUGUCGCCAUGUAUCCAAUUGUGAAAGAAAGUUUCCAAUUAUACUACGAUAUCACUGAGAUUUUGGGCAUUUUGAUCGACCGAUUUAUGGAGCUUGAUAUUCCUGAUUCUGUGAAAGUUUUUGAGAUAUUCACUCGUGUUUCGAAACAGUAUGACGAGCUCGAUGCACUGUAUGCUUGGUGUAAGACUGUUGGAAUUUGCCGGGCCGCUGAUUUCCCUGAUGUUGAGAAGAUUCCACAGAAGAAACUAGAUGUUAUGGACGAGUUUAUCAGAGAGAAAUCAGUAAUGGCACAUAACAGGAAGGCCAAGAUGAUUGAACCUACGCCGGAGCCUCAACCGGUGAAGCAGGAAGCCGAGGAGGAGGCUGAACCAGAAGAGGAUAUGAAUGCCAUCAAAGCAUUACCACCUCCAGAAGGAUUUCAAGAGGAAACUCCUGAAGAGAAACAGGAAGAGGAAAAAGAUGACGAUAAAGCCAAGCCAAAAACACAAGACAUCGGGGAUCUAUUGAAUUUGGGUGAAGAUGCACCAACAACGGAAGAACAAGGAGAUAAAUUGGCGUUGGCUUUGUUUGAUGGUAAUCUAUCAACAAGCGCUCCAGAAGCAACAGGUACUUCGGCAUGGGAAGCCUUCAAUGACUCGGAAGAUUGGGAAUCGGCACUCGUACAAUCUGCCAGCCAUUUGUCUAACCAGCAGGUAGCUCUUCCAGGUGGUUUCAACACUAUGAUGCUUGAUGGGAUGUAUCAACAAGGCACGAUCCAACAAGCAGUUGCUUCAUCAGGUGUCACAGCUACAGGAAGCGCUAGCAGUGUCGCCCUAGGAUCUGCUGGAAGGCCGGCAAUGCUAGCACUUCCUGCACCGCCAAGUGCAGAUGGAGCAACUCCAUCUGGUGCCGAUCCCUUUGCAGCCUCUCUUUCAGUAGCUCCACCACCUUACGUACAGAUGUCGGAGAUGGAGAAGAAACAAAGACUGCUAGUAGAAGAGCAGAUAAUGUGGCAGAAAUAUACAAGUGGUGGGAUGCAAGGCCAAGUUGGGUUAGCAAAGGCACAGACAUAUUCUUAUCCGCAAAACACAGGAGGUUACCAGGGUAACCUUUGA
Oldenlandia corymbosa var. corymbosa is the source of this 1764-nucleotide messenger RNA. The record is from the annotation of a GenBank genome assembly. Lineage: Eukaryota; Viridiplantae; Streptophyta; Magnoliopsida; Gentianales; Rubiaceae.